Molecule: messenger RNA, 853 nt
Organism: Sceloporus undulatus (fence lizard)
Lineage: Eukaryota; Metazoa; Chordata; Lepidosauria; Squamata; Phrynosomatidae
Product: collectin-12-like
Exons: 4
Coding region: 41-589 (182 amino acids)
Source: RefSeq, a predicted model, not a curated record
CUUCAUCAUAUUCUGCAUUGUGCUGCUCUCUUCCUUGAUAAUGACAACAGCUGCUCUUGUGAUGGCAUGCCUUAGAUGCAUUCCAGUUUGCCCAGAUGACUGGACUGAAUUCCAAGAUAAAUGCUAUUAUGCCUCAGAAAAUGGAAACACAUGGGAGGAAAGCAGAUAUAUGUGCAAAAGAAAAGGUGCUGAUCUCAUGGUAAUAGAUCAUGCAAUGGAACAGGCCUUUCUGAAAAGUAAAAUGAAAGACAAAGGAACCAUUUGGAUUGGCUUGCAUUACAUACAGGCUGAAAAUGCAUGGAGGUGGGUGGAUGGGAAAAAUCUCUCCUACAAAAACUGGCAAGGAGGAAGACCACAAAAGGAGCAUGAGGGAAAUGACGUAGAAUGUGUGGCUGCAGGUUAUGAACACAAGUGGACCAUCCAUCACUGCAGAAGUUACAUUCUUUCCAUUUGUGAAAAGAGCAGGCAUGUUGUCUGUGACCUGUGCUCCCCAUUUCAGCCACAAUUAAACUUUUCUGCAUCUUCAAGUAGAAUCAGUCAUAAUGAUUGUUACUGGGGAACAGUUAGAAAACAUGCCAGACAAACCUGACCAACUUCCACCUCAUCCACCAGUCUGCUUCCAGCUGAGUCCAUCUGGAAGUGAAGCAAAGGAAGAAGGAAAAAACUUGGUUAAAUCUGUCAAAUGUCAAAAAGGGAAUUAAUCAUGUUUCUCUUCCUCUCAUCCUGUGACCUGUUUUCCUCAGCAUCCCUCUGUCCAGAGUCCACAAGGGAUCAGUUUGAUCCCCUUGAGAAGCUCACCAGUAAGGCAGGAAAGUAAUAGCCUCCCUGUUACCUUCCUCCAGCAUUUGCACUC